Diatraea saccharalis (sugarcane borer) is the source of this 5337-nucleotide messenger RNA. NCBI's taxonomy places the organism in Eukaryota, Metazoa, Arthropoda, Insecta, Lepidoptera, Crambidae. The record is from the annotation of a GenBank genome assembly.
AUGGCGGAUGCAGAUCAAAUUCCAUUAGAAGGAGAGGAAGAAGAAGAAGAAGAGACACCUGAACCGAUACCAGAAGAGGUGGAAGAGGAACAUGUUGAAGAGGAAUCAAUCCUCACAGAAUACGACCCUGACGAUUAUGUGUCUGGCGCCUCCUAUAGGAAAGAUCCAAACUACCGCAUAGCAAUCGCUGAAGGAAGAGAAGGCGAUCGCGACCCCGUAAUAUUACUUUACACUUGGCCUCAAAUGGAAAUGGAUGCAGUACUCCGAGAUGGCACAAGUAACGCGUACUCUAUUCUUGAUUUCAGCCCGGACGGCGAACUUCUCGCAUCUGUUGGCAAAGAACCUGACUACAAUCUUACCAUAUGGAACUGGAAACGUCAUAAAAUUUUGCUACGCACCAGUGCCUUUACGUUUGAUGUUAAUAGCGUGAUGUUUUCACCCUACUGUCCUGGUCAACUCACUACAGCAGGUGCAGCUCAUAUAAAAUUUUGGAAAAUGGCGGAAACAUUUACUGGUCUAAAAUUAAAAGGAGAACUUGGAAGAUUCGGUAAAACAGAAAUCUGCGACGUUCUCGGAGUCUAUCCGAUGCCUGAUGAAAAGAUCCAGUUCAUGCUAAGUCCUGCUGGGGAUGAAGUAACAACAAUAGCACGUGAUGGUUGCAUCCGUGCAUGGUACUGGGACACUGUUGAACAAGCCGAUCCACCUGAAGAGGAUCCAUAUGUAGAACUUAACCCUGUAGCUGAAACUUGUGUACCGGACUGCCAAAUUAUGUGUCUCAAACAUCGGAAGGAUUUGUAUUGGUAUGCGCAGGAUGGCAAUGGCGGUGUAUGGAAUAUAGAACUAGAUAUUGACAAAAUAGAAUGUGACCAUAGAAAGUUUUUUACGUGCCACGCUGGUGGUGUUGUGGCUAUGGCUGCAUUACGCAACCAUCCAAUCUUAGUGACUGCAGGAGAAGAUGGUGCUUUACUUGCUUACAAUACUCAAAAUCACGUGCUGCUGUCACGUCAUCAAUUUCCAACAAAAAUCACGUGUCUCUUAUACCCUCCUGCAGACGUAGAUGAAACUAGUCGUAUUCUAAUGUUGGGUUUUGAGGAUGGCAUCAUGCGAACUCUCCUACUUCACCCAGAACGACUACAGACAUUGACUCAAAUGAUCGACGUGCGUAUACAUUCGUGUCUAACUAUACAUAGCGACGAUUCUGAAAAUUCGGAUGUUGUUGACAUGAUAUCGCUAUUAAAACCUCACUCUAAAGCCAUAGUUCAAAUUACAAUUAAUGAACAGCGUACUCUAUUGGUAACAUGUGGUCAAGACAGUACAAUUUUUAUGUACUCGUUAGAAAAAAAGACGCCGUUCGUGCUACACCGACUCGGAUUCAUCGAAACUCCAAACAACAUAGCUUACAUGACUUGGAAACCACAGGAGGAACGCGUGCUAUUACUGUGUGGACAAGUUGGAUUACUGAUGGAGGUUGUAUUACCAGAAGUACCAAUUCGAAAAUAUACAGAAAUAACAACUUUCAAACUUGAUUUUGUAUCGUACAAAGAAACUUUAGUUAAGAAAAACUUUAUGCGUCACCGACCUUUUCCGACUGAAGAGGAUCUAGCUAGUAUUGAUGAGGAAGCACUAAAAGCUAAAGAUGAAGCUGAAAAAGAAAAGAAAGAUGAUGAGGAGGAAGAAGAAUGGUUAGGGGAAAUCCAACUCAUGGAGAGUGAAAGCAUGCUUGGAACAACAUUGACUUGGGCUCAUUAUUGUGAUGAAGGCGUCUGGGUUGUUCAAAGAGGAACAGGAGCUCUUUUACUUGUUAAACCUGGAGGUAAUAAAAUCCUUAAAUAUGGCCCUAUACCCGGAGCAUGGUGUGAUGAUUUAACUGCAUUGAGGUUUAUAUGUGAUAACCGUUAUCUCAUAAUAGCAACAAACACUGGCUACAUACGUGUAGUGCGGAUGCCAUCUGAAGAAGAGGAUACUCCAGAACAACAUUACAUGACUUGGAUGUUAGCGCAGCAGAAACUACUGAAAAAACUACAAGGUCGACGAUUGGCCAAGGAAGAGAAAGUGGAUAAAGUUAAGGAGUUUAGCACUCUAGAAGGAGAAUUAAUGUCACACGAACAGCUAAAGCAAAAAGAAGAAUACGAUAAAAUGAUGGCAAUCGCAAACGCUCAUAAGAAACGCGUGCGCGAUCAACUAGGAGAACUAACUGCUGAAUAUAAUAAGAUUAUCAAAUCAUUGGCGUACCUCAAACUUUCAAGCGCAGGUGUUGCAGGAUCCAUGGGCGACGGUAAUCACUUACCAUCAGGUGAUCCAAAUCGUAGCCUGCCAGUAUCCCAACAAAUCGACGUAACUUUAGAUCCCAGACCACUCGCAGUUCAAGAAGCUGAAUUAAACGAUGCCAAAGCUUUAACGAUAAGAAAACUAGCUCAUCAGCUUGAGGCUUCAGAUUUGGCAUAUCACAAAAUGUACUCUAGGAAUAUAAUACAAUUAGAUGUUUACCCAUUCACAUUAAAGGCUAUCAGAGACCCGGAGGUUAUGAUAAGACCACUAAGGCAGAAGAAUCUUUCCAAAGCUUUUUAUGAACAACUCGAAGAAGUCCACCAAAAAAUGGCAGAAGCGGCUUUACGAGGACGACGUGCAGAAUCUACAACUCGUCGAGUAGCUUUACGUAAAACCUCAUUUGGCCCACCUCGUGUUGCUUCUUUCCUCCUUGGUUUGCCACCUAAGCCUCCACAUCCGCUAAAGAAAGCAAUAAGGAAGUACCAUGAACGCCUAAACAGACACCAUCAACAAUUUAUUGAGUGGCAACAGCAUUUGGCUUUGAAACCAGAUCCCAACGCGAUGCCUCCUGGUGCUGCUGAAGCCCUAAAGGAAGCGGAAGCAACUAUCGGCAACCGACUGCUGAAAACGCAAGCUGAUUACGUAGCACCUCCUGGGCAUAACACGCAAUUACGCGUCUGUUUAGCUAGGAAAGAGAUACAUGACAACAAAAGAGCAUUUAAUAUAAAAGUAAUUGAACUACGUGACCACAAAGUACGGAUGGUAGAACAGAUGAAAAAAAUUGGCGAACGAUUGAACGAGAUUCGCUAUGAAAUACCACACAAACUGGCUAAGGCACCUCCGCCGAUACCGCAAAUUGAUGACGAUCUCGAAUUCCCAGAAAAAAAUCUUGAGGUGAAACCAGACAAAAUAUACAUACCGCAAAGAGGUCAAUCAACUAAAAAAGCACUAGAGUCCAGGAAAUCUUUACUUUAUCCCCAGCCGAGAGUAAGACAAGCAAAAGUGCCAAGAUUUGUUCCAUUAACAGAAACGCGUCCACUUGCCGCCACAUGGGAAAUUUUGAGACAAAGACAAGACCAAGAAUCAACGUCGAUGGAGAUAGAAAUACGCGAAAGACGUAUAGCAAGGCAUUUAUACGAACAAGACAUAUUACUAGGUGAUGCUGAAAUUGCAGUUCAAAAAUUCGAUUCGCGACUUAAACAAUUACAACGAGAACAAUCAUCGGAAGAAGAGUCAUCAUCUUCAUCUAGCGAAGAGGAGGAAGAAGGAAGCAUUGACAGUCGUGAUAUUGGGCCUAUACGCCAGGAUCCAAACAUAUGCCCUGAAGGCUGCGAUCCCGAAGUUUACAAUAAAACUUACGAACUAAGAAAUACGAGACAUCAUCAUGAACAACAAAUGCUUGAACAGGAUCAUCUGGUAGAUUUGUUGCGAAAAGAUAUUGAUGCUCAUAACAAAGUCAAGCGCAAGCUCUCUGUACAACUAGAACAAAGGAAAAACGAACUAAGGGAAUUUAUGAUGGAAAAACAAAGUUGUAUGAAUGACGUAACUCAAGUAGUAGUUCUACGAUAUGACCAAAUACGAGCAUCAGCGAUACGAGGAUGCACUGGUCCUGAAGGCCUGUCUAAAACAGUUGUAUUUCCCGAACGAAUGCUUGCUCGAUUGCGGCGACGUGUACUAGAGUUACAAGACGAAAUAAAACAGCAGAAACAGAGACAAAAAGUAAAUCGAACUCACUUAUUCCGAAUGAACAUCGACUUGCGUGCUAUGGAAGCCGAAGCGCAAGAAUUGCGUGCUAAGAUGCGUGAUGUGCUCACACGCAAACUAGGACGUCCACGUCGUGUGGAUCGUACACUUGAUGACUUGUUGCGGCAGAUGGCACGCCGGCACAAGUUCUCUACAACUCUAGGCACACUACCGCAAAUAAUGAUACAACUUCGCCAAUGGAGGGAACGUCAUAGUGAAUUAGAGAAGAAAUACCUAAAAACACUUACGCAUUACUCCGAUAGACUUCGUGUAGCUUCAGCAUUACAGAGCGAGGUGUUACCACAAAAGCCACAAAAAGAUCCAAUGGUCAGCGUUGGCGGAUAUGAGCCAGAACAGUAUCAACGCGAUGUGGUCCGCUUGCGAAUCGUACGAGCCCAACAAUUACAGCAAAUUAAGCAACUUCGCGAGGAAAUCCAGGCACUCCGUCUUAAACCGUUAUCUCAUCGGAGUCCACCGCCGGCCAUCUCUCCACCAGAAUCCUAUCGCUCAGAAAUACACCUAUUUAUGGUUCCACCUUCUACUAACAUCAGAAAAAAAUAUUUCCCCAUAACUCCAUUGGGAUCAUACGUCAAAUUGGUGUACGACGUCAAUAUACAGAAGCUACUAUUCGACUGUUUGGAUUCCAUGCGUGUAUCGCGAGAUGAAGCUGAUGAACUACUAAAAGAUCUUACUUCACAACUGCCAGAUGUCACUUCAGGAGCUAAAUCUCGCUAUGAGGUAGUCGACGCUUUGGUACGCAAGUGGCUUUUGCGACACGGCGGCGAUCCCAGCCAGUACAAGAGGCAGACACGCGCCUUUGAUUCUCUAGCCGCACUUGCCGAUCGCCUAAUCAGGCAACAUGUAGAAACAAUGGAAGGCCCUAUAGACGAAGAAACUGAAGAGACUAUGACUUCUCUCGUCAAUUCCCUGGUUGAUGAUGAACAUCCAGUCACUGUUGAAUCUAUCGAACGCAUUCAAGUCCCCGACAUCAUAAAUGACAUUAAAGAUUGCGGCGUCCAAGCACCCUCUGAAGAAUUGGAUCACAUAAUAAGACUCGCUAUAGACUGUCUGCGUGCGCAGCUCUUGGCUCCAGAAGAAACGAUCCGGAUAGAAGAGGAGACUCAACAAGCUAUGUCCAUCAAUAUGAUGUCUAUUACCUCGAGCCGUACCUCUGCAUCUCGAAACAUUCACCAUGGUCAGCACGCGACGCAUGUACCUGAUACGGAUGACCAUGUUGAAAAAAUUCAGGACGAUGAUGAUCAUGAUGAAGAUGUUGAAGAUGAGGAUGAGAAUGAGAACGAUGAUGUUGAUAAAGAUAAUGCUUAA